Messenger RNA from Papaver somniferum (opium poppy), 480 nucleotides. RefSeq lists its product as uncharacterized. The record is from RefSeq and is a predicted model, not a curated record. Lineage: Eukaryota; Viridiplantae; Streptophyta; Magnoliopsida; Ranunculales; Papaveraceae. The transcript has a single exon. The coding region runs from base 1 to 480 and encodes 159 amino acids.
AUGGUUAUAAAACUUGAUAUGUCAAAAGUUUUUGACAGAUUGGAGUGGUCUUUUCUGAUUAAGGUAUUUCGAUACUUUGGUUUUUCGGAUGAUUUCUGUGAUCUCAUAUUUCAAUGUAUUAGUACUACUUCUUUAUCAGUUAUCCUCAAUGGUUCUCCAUGUGAAGAUUUCUCUCUCAUCAGAGGUAUCAUACAAGGAGAUCCUCUCUCUCCUUAUAUUUUUAUCUUAGCAAUUGAAUAUCUCUCAAGGCAACUUACAAAUGCUCAACAGGAUAAGUCUAUCAAAGGCAUUAAAGUGGAUGCUUUAUCUCCAGCCAUUAAUCAUUUGCUAUUUGCAGAUGAUUGCUUGAUCUUUACUCAAGCUAAUCUUUCUUCAGAAAAUAAUUUAUUGGAGUUUCUUCACAAUUUCAGUUCUCAAUCUGGUCAAGUUAUCAACUUUGAGAAAUCUUCAAUUUAUUUCAGUAAGAAAACUAAGCCUUAA